AAACAAAAAAAGCCGACAUGGAAUGAAAUGAAAGAGGAGUGCGGCACAUCCGACCAAAGCCGCCAAUAUCAGCGCCGAUGAAGUCCCAAGUCAAAGUGCUAAUGGGCUGAACGUGGAACCCAGACCAUCCUUGACAUGAGUGUGAGAGAUGAGCGUGCAUGAUGAGGCUGUGCAUGCAUGCGGUGGUGUGACAAGGAUUGGGAAAAAAACAGGUCCCUGAAUAAAUAAUGGAGCUUUGUCAAGCAAUAGAUGUCUAAGAAUACUCUGUAUCUAAUUUAUAUUUUAUAUAAUUGUAUCUUUUAUUAUUCAUUUAUUUAUUUUCAUCCUGAUAUAGAGUAACUGUUGACUAAAUCAAAAAAACAUUGGUGGGGGUGUGUGUAACUAGACCAUCAAAUUUGGACCUGUUAAAGUACUUGAAUAGAACACUGUGGUGCAACCUUAUUACACGUAUCAGCAGUUGUGGCAGUGGAAACUACCACUCUUUAUCACAUGUGGAAACCUUUUUUCCCAUGUUCUUUUCAUUCUUACAUUUUAAUAACACUAUAUGACACUAUAAUAACACUGUAUGCUCUAACCUGUUAAUUCCAUAGACUUUCAGCACUGCUUGUUGACCAUGUUUGUGAAUUAUUGCAGCAGCUUUUAUUAUAAGGGUGCUUGCAUAAACAGUGAAAAAAAUGUUUAGUUCAUAAGAAUAUAGUAAAGUAGUACCUCAAAAAAUCAAGGUCUCGCCGUCAUUGUGCAAUACCUAUCUCAAAACACUUAACAUUUUCAAUCUCCUGAAUAUUCUUAAGCAGGGAUGUCAAACGCAACAGGGGGCCAAACUUGGCGACUGUCACUAAAUCUGGCGACGUUUCAAACCCUCUUGGCGACAUAUUUUCUCAAAAGCGACUAGCAACAAAUCUUUCAGGCGUCGUUGGAGAGAUUUCUGGUAUUUGGGGACUUAAAAGUGAAAGUACGUGUUGUUCUUCUGUUUCUGUUCUCGCUGAGCAGCAGCGGGUGCUGCUGAGCGGUCCGCCCCCCCCCCAAAGCAGGCACAAGCCGAGUGCACAGACAGCUUCCGCGGCACACUGAGAACAUGGAGCACAGAGUGGCGCUCUGCAUCCAUGAAGCACGCAUGCGCAGGGUGGCUCUCGCCCUGUUUUACAGAGCGGGAUCUAAAACGUAACUGUUUCUUAAUCUUCAUUAAAUUACUACUCAUUAGACUCGAGCCUCAUUCGGACCCGGUCACUUACCUGUCAGUGUGAACAUGUGAUGGAAGGAUGUUGCGUGAUAAAUUAGUUGUCCUAACUGCAAGAUAAAAGGUGGAGCCUGGAGGCGAGUCCGGAUGUAAUUAUUACGCUGUCUAGACUUUGAGAAGCGCCAGUCGACAUAAAAACAUCAAAAUGAUUUUAUUUUGAUGAAGUGGUGGCCAAUUUUAAAUUAAUAAACCAAUAAUCAAGUUUAUUUGUUGUUCUGAACGCAGUUAAGGUGUUUUUACUCACUUUUUUGUUGCUCCGAGGUUAUUAUUUUUUCAUACAGCAUCUCUUAAAACAUCAUAUGCAAAUUAGCCAAUGACGUCAUCUAGCGACUUCUAGGACAGAGGAGUUGGCAACAGAGGGGCCAAAAGUGAAAGCCGACUUUAGGUCACAAGCCGAAAUGUAACAGUUUUGAAAAUAUGGGUGUUCGUGUCUGUUCAUUCCUGCUUGAAUUUUCUACUUUUCAAUAGUCUUUGAGGCCGUGAAUUUAUCACGGCUGUGAUUGGUUAAGCCAGGAAAAGGGAGGAAGGAGACGGAUGCGGACAUAUGACUAUGGUUGUUUUGCCGUGGUUUCGAUUACGUGAUUGUUGAUCAAUCACCUUCUUGUCAUCCUCUCCGUGUCUGAACAAAAGCGUCAGUAUUUUAUAUCAACAAAAAAAACAUCACAAUCCACAAGAUGUGUAAUCCGUAAGAGUUUUCAGUUUGAUACGGUAAGAAUAGCUAGAUUACACAGGUCGCUGAUAGGAUUUCUUAUGUUGACGUCUGCGAUGCAGGCCAGCUCAAUGAUACUUUUCAAAGAGUUCCUUCCGCAGGCUGGAUGAAAUUGGAACGCGGAUUAGAUUUGGUGCACGGGCCUGAGUUUGGCACAUGUGUUCUUAAGGAUGAGCGCCAGGUAUUCUGUGUGAUAGUUUUCUACGGGUUUCUCGAUACAAGUUUCUCACUUCCCAUAUGAUAUCGAUAUUGCAGCCUUGAGUAUUGGCCGAUGCUGACAUUGAUUUGAUAUCAGCACAAAUCAUACAUACUUUUAUUACUUAUUUUGAAGUGUGCAAAUUAAAAAAAAAAAAAACUUGAUCGAGUGUGUUUUGAAAACAGAAUAGCCAGCAAUAGUAGUUAUGAGGAAAACUGACCUCUUCAUUAUGCAUUUGGGGUAUAUGGAAUACAAUACACAUGAAUUGUAAUACAAUUAAGCGUUGUCCGUCGGUCAGUGCACGCAUCACUGUUCAGGCUGCUCAGCACAUUAUGGCGAAGCCAACAGUUAUUGUUGUAUCGGACUUCCUUCAUAGUACUUAAUGGUCCCGGCAAUCCUACAAAAUGAGAUCAUUUUUCUUUGAACUAUCCUGCACAACACCUAACUGUCUAAAUAGCAUCCUUGUGAUAUUCUACUGGCAUUUGAGCUUCAUCAUGCUAAUGCAGUCAAAGCUGCAAAAGCAUUGACAUGCAAAAACAUUCCAAUUUGACUUUAGGCACUAACUAAAAUCACACUGUUUGCAAACUGAGGGCUAAUUCACAAAGUCUUCCUAAAGGACUUAACAAUUAGCCUUUAGACUGAUAAAGAGCAUGUCUUGCUUCACAAUAAUGAUUUGGUUCCCAUUGUGACACUUCUGCUGCCUAUUUCCAUGGAAGCAGGAAACAGCUUGUGGCCUUGCUCUGUACACCCAUACAUUCUACUUUGGUAAACCAAUUUUGUUGGAGACAGGCCCUGCAGGCACUUUUGCUUCACAAUUAGUCCCAGUUGUGGAAUAUACACAGAAAUAUCUCUUUAAUAUUCCCUUUCCUCUUGGAUUUUUCAAUUAUCUCCAUCAUGUUUGGUAAUGAGAAAAUGGUUUUAUCGUAAGUUUCAUGUAUUGGUUUUGUGACACAUUAUUCUGAGUGGUGGUGGUGGUGGUGGUGGUUGGAGAGCAGUCCCCCUGGUACCACAAAAAAACGAUGGGUGUCAUUUUCAGUCUCGCCUCUCUUCAUUUUAAUGGUGUUUUCUUCCAACGAAUACUUCAGAUAAUCUUGUCUUAUGUUGAAUUAGCAGUGCUAAUUAAGCACAGUGUAUCCUUCGUCUGUAACAUGGGACUCAACCUCUCAAACAUAUGCGCUUUACGGGAAAACUGCACUUUUUGGGGAAUUUUGCCCAUCAUCCACAAUUCUUGUGUGAGACAUGAACAUGUUCAUGCUAGCAUUACGCGGGAACGAUUAGAAUACGUUUGCUGCAAACUUCAGGCCCGACAUUCAUAGAAUGUUCCAAGGAUGUUACAUAAGUGUUGACCAUUGCGGGAACAAUAGGAGAACGUUAUUUUAACGUUCGGUGUUACUUGGGCACACGUGUUUCUCCCUUUUUUGUGCGUUUUAAAGCGAGAUAAACAGCUAGCAUGAGUGCGCUAACAAUGCACGUGAUGGGACACACCUAUUUUGACUGUAAAGCCCUCUAAAAACCUCCAACAAAGUUUUUUAUAUAUAUUUUUUUAUAUAUACAGUACAUGCUGUGACCAUGCAGCAAUAUGCGCAUUCAUGAUAACAUGUAAUACUCACAGUAUUUUGCUAUAUUUUUAUCAUUUUAAGCAUUCUUUCCUGAGUGCAUUGAUUUCACAGAGCCCAUAGCAACUAACGCUACCCCGGUCAACAACAGCUGCGGGGAAAGCACAUAUUGUUUGCUACUACUGUUUGUCUGUUUGCCGCCGCCGAUCUAUUAUCGAGCUUAUCUUUUUGAGGCUGAAUAUAUGGAGGAUGAACUACAGUUUUUAGUAGCUGAGCGGGCAAGAAGAGAGAGUGAAACGUCGGCGCAGACCGGGGCCAAGAGAGUCAGGACCAGCAUGACUUGCUGGUGUAAAUGUCGAGCUUGCCAAUCCAUGCGGACAGAAAUUGAGUGUUUCUGCUGCACUGUGUGGCACACAGUGUUGCCAUCGAUGGAAAGGCUGUGUAUACAGUAUGACGAGAAGGACAUUGCUCCAAGAGACUGCAUCACAACAAACGAAGAAUUGUUUAUGCUAUCAAACCCUGCAGUGGUACAAACUUUUUUCCCACCUACCCAGGCCAGCUGGACCAGACGGACAACUGUCCAUCGAGUAAGUCACCAUGAUAUUGAUUCUGAUACAUGGAGCACACAGUGCUUGAUAUCACAGUCCAUCUAGCCGUGUACAAACAAAACAUGGAAUGUGGGCUAAUACUGUACAGAUGAUGUGGUCGUCUAUUUGUAGUUGCUCAUAUGCUUGUUCCUGUUUCCCAGUCAGUACAGGUUGGCGUCCUAUUGCAUUGUGUUGGAGUGGGCCCGUUACUUCUUGGUAGUGUUGUGAGGCGUUGUGAGUGAGGCGCUGUGUCACUACACCAGAAAAGUAGUUCUUCUGUGUUAGCUCCUACAAUAACAAUUGCGCUGUAGCUUGGUUAAUGUGCAGGUCAGUUUUGUAAAUGGAACCUUGUUGCCAUUUUUUUUUGUUGUGUUUUUUUUUUUGCAGGCGUUGUUGUCGAAAUAGGUGUGCCCCAUUACUUGCAUUGUUAGCUCCCUCAUUCUAGCUGUUUUUCUCUCUUUGGAAUGCACAGAAAAGGGAAAAAUAUGUGUGUUCAUGUUUCACAUUAGGAUUUUGGAUGAUGGGAAAAAUUCCCAAAGGUGCACAAAAGGGACACCGAGGUGUUGUUUGACAAAGAUGCAAUUAACGGGUUGCAUUUGAAAUUUAACUAUGCUGUUGCAAUAGUACCAUUUAAUGAAAACACUAAAAUAAGCACUGAUGGAGGUUUUAUGUUUCAGCAGUUGCAAAGCUGGAGUCCUGUAGUAGAGUCAUACACAGUCCUCAGAACAUUUGAAUUCCCAAUUUUGCAAUCUCUGUCAGUGUUUUCCCUGCAUCCUCAGAAGUAAGACAGCAUGCUUGUUUUCCCCAGCAUCGGCCCUCUCAGAAAGAAAAGUCCUAUCAACAUUCAGCAAUACGUCACCAAAGAUGUCGUGUUGCUGCAUGUAUGUAAAUGUAUGAAGCACUGUAAGAAAUGUACAUAUUUUCUGGUCAAGAGUUACACUUUGCGUUCGUUGUGGUCCCAUGGAGGCUUUCCAGAAUUACACAAAUUCUUCAUUAAUUUAAAGAAUAAAAAAUACAGAUGAGAAGCCAAAUAUCUGAAAUAUUGGACUACCAGCAUACAUUAUUCAUAGUUGCUUGUAAUUCAUAGCCAACGUUGUUGUUUAGCAAAUUUUGUAAAACCAUACCCGAUAUGAUUUGAAAGAACAAGCAACAUCUUCGUUUGUUUUAAUACCGUAGCGCUCCGUGUCCAAAAUAGCUGAAUGGUUUGUCACCGAGGUCAUGCGGAGGUGGUCGAAUGUGCAAGCUCAGCACUAUAUCCCCGCUGCCGUCCCUCUUUACAGUACUCACGCAGGGGCGUUAAGGUGCCAGAGACGUCGGCCAUGUUUCCAGCAUUUAAAUGCACACUUUGAAGUAUCACAGGGAAAAAUUAUGGAAACUGCAAAAAACAAAUGCAUGUGUUUUUUGUAAAUAAGCCUGUCGGCUGAAAAUAAUUACAAUUGAAGUAUAAUACCAUGAUCUAAAACCAAUACAGUCGUCCGUCGUUUAUCCCGGUUAAAUGGUUCCAGAUCGCAAAUAGUUUCGAAUCUGAUUUCCGCAAAAUCAGAUUCAAUAUUAAUAAACAUAUUUUCAUAGUUAAAGCAUAGAAUCCUUUAUGGUACAUGAAAUAACACCCCUAUAGUCACCUUUACACUCUUAUUAUUCUUUGUUUACGCCACACUGCGGAGGCUACGGGAUCACAUAAAGACGGCCGCCGCUGGCAUAGCAAGCUACCAAGCUAACUUAGUCAUCCGCUCCAAUUUACUUAUUCUAAACUCAAAAAAGUGUUUCAAAAGGAAUGGAGUAGACGGACAAAGUAAGAAGCAAAAAUCUCACCACUCCAACAUGGAAUGGGAGGACAACCUUGCCAUGGCUGACUCCAUGCAGUGUGAAGGUCAUCUCUUAUCACUGUAACAUUACUGACGCCUGGUGACCAGAAUAUGAAAUAUAACUUGCCUUUCAAUAUUUUUUUUUUUACUAAUAAUCGGCCAUCAUCAACCACAAAACACCAAUCAUUUAUUAAUUAAAUAUUUAUUAUAUGUAUUAUUUAUUAAUUAUGUUUGAAAAACCACAAUAGAGUGAGGGAGCGAUGUCGCAAGGAACGACGGUAUAGUGGAACCUCAGUUUGUGUUGUCAAUCCGGUGAAAACUGAAUCGUACGUAAACUGAAGCAAAUUUUCCCAUAAGAAAUCAUGUAAAGCCAGUUAAUCCGUCCCAGACACCCAAUGACAUAACGUUUUGUAGAGCAUAAAGUUUUAUGUGCUGAAAACAACAUCAAGUAAUUUUGAUUGGAGUGGAAUGAUUGGUUGAUCAAAGCAAAGAGGCAGGCCCCAAUCCUGAUUGGUUGAUCAGAGCAAAAUUGUUCAACACGAUAAGUUACGGCCACAAUGGCUGACUGAAGAGGAGAAAAUUUACAUAUCUGGUGAGGAGAUAUAUUUUACUGAAAAGGUUUUAUAUUUUUGUCAUGUUAUUAGAUAAAUAUUGAUUGUGAAGUGCUUCAGAUGUUCUCCGAACCCUUCUAUUUAUGCUUGUCACAUUAGGCUGAACCCCAACUUUACAAGUGCCGGUGUACCGCCGAUUACCAGUGGAAAUGAGUCACUGAUUCGAAGUUACUAGCAGCCGUAUUCGUGACUGUGUAUCCUCGUAUGUCCUUGUACCUUUUGCCGCUGAGAGGGUCGGGAUCGGUCCUUAACAGAGACACUAAACAGGAUACCGUGGUGUGGUGGAUUUAUGAUAAUAGGUUUUGAUAAUGAUGAGACCAAACCGGGAGAGCAAACAGAUACUUUGCAUGUGAAGUGAUGGCAGAUGGUGUGCAGCAGUGUAAGGAAACGGGGUAAUGCGAAAGAAGAAUACAUAAACGCAAGUGUAAAUUUGUGACAAAACAAAUAAAUGGUCAACAAAAAUUACGGCUUCCGAGCCUUUCCUCUCUUCUCCUUCCUCCCCGGCACAAGAAAGUGCACGGAAUUUAUUGCUUCCGUGUACGUAAGCAUGUGUUUUGAUCCGGACACGCCGCGCUGGAUGAUGACGUCACUAAGCGUCACUGCUACUCGACUGUGAACUAUCAGGCGUACAAAACGUCCCUACUUUGUAUAUUGUCCCCAUAACGUGCAGGAUGGAAACUUGCUAAACACACAUCAAUUUAGUUGGAUGGUAGGAAUAUAAAUCAAUGCAUCAAUGUUUUUUUAUUUUUUAGGAAGUGUUGGACCAGUAGCCACAUAAUGUUUUCACAGGUGCUAAUGUUGUGGUUAAUUUUGCACCAAACAACGUCAGGGGAUUGCACAAACACCGUUAGUACUUGUCUGUCUGAUGCUGCGGGUCAGAGGAGGGUACAGCCGGUCAGCAGUCAGCACUGCAUGAGGAGGGGCGGGGCUUGUGAGCGCCGCCGAGUAGGUCAGGGAUCCCUGACCUACUCUUCUUCUUCGAACUCCCUCAAGAACUGAAAUAAAUGCCUGUCAGAAAUCAAAACACAUUUGGGGGCAAUUGAUGACAGACUGUGCACAUGCCUGUUAAACAUUCAAAAUCAUCAAAUGUUGGUCAAGGUUUUUUUUUACUGGACGUCAAUGAAAGAGAUACACAUACAGCAUGUGCCACCUGGUGACUAGGAGCGGUUUAGGGAUGACUUCACAGCAGUCUGUUCAGGCAUAAAAUUGUUUGAGGCAAUGCUUUUGAGGCAAAGUUUUUUUUUCAUCAUCUAGCAGAAAAAGUACAAUAUUUAGCCACUAAAAGUGUCUCACUGAACCUGCAGGUGUCACACAUCUUGUUCUUCGAUCGAGCUGGCAGCCUAAGAGAGAUGGAAGCUGCAAUUAAACAUUUGCAUAAUAAUGACGACAAGAAAAAUGAAAACCUUUGUUUUUAUCGAGCAAUAGCUUUUUCACUAUUCAUAGAAUGUGCUGACGAAAAAGGAUGUGCAUUAAAGUCCUUGAUUUGCAAACUAAUAUCCAGUGGGAUUUUUGGUUGUGACACUAAAAACCCUUGCUGAUGAAUUCACUAAUACACUGAUACGAGCAUUAAUGACGAGGAAAUGAAAGACCAGCGUGUCAAGCUCAUGUAAGCGGGAGGAGAGACGGAAACGCCGAGCUUAUCUCAUUCGACCAACUUCAGUUAUCCACAUAUUGCUGGUGAGUUGAAGCGUGCAGAGAUUCACAAAUUCCGUCAUUAGAUUUCUGAAAAUGUAGUUUUUAAGUUGGCAGUAGACUCAAUUGCAUACUGCCUGUGUUUCCAUUUAAUUUACAGUGAAUGCACAAACAGGGGGAACAAUCAACUGUUGCCUAUCACGAUAACACAUUUUGCGGGACGGUAACUGUGCUACAAAUUAUUGAUGAUUAAUGAUAUUAUUGUCAACAUUAUUUUGAGACCAUUUUUUCAUUAGUGUAAUGCUCACAGGGUUUCUCGUAGGAUUUUUUUAAGCUGUGGUGGUGGGCUGCAUGAGAGGAUCAGGGUGCCGCUGUGUCGUCCCGCUGCUGCGUCUGCAAUUUUUUUUUUAAAAGACAAAUAGCAAUGUUUUAUGACUUAUUUUUUUUAUUAACUUAAAGUUUUUUCCAGCAACUAAGGAGAACAUGAACCGAGAACAUUGCAAAAUUGUUGCUGAGAGCACUGCCAACAUUUAAAUUGUACUUUAUUUAUAAAGCACAUCUCCACCCAGUUUGUGCAUCUGUCAUUAAAUGCAGGUUUCAUGUUUGAAUGGAACACUUUAAAAAUGAACCCUCCAGCCUGUUUGAUAGAGAGACUGGAGGAAAACAAACAUGCAUUCACAUGUCAAUAAAUCGAGGCUGGGAAAAUGAUCAAGUUUGAUUUUAUUUAUUGGGCGAGUAAUUGAUUUAUUGAUUAUCAUGACAGGCCUAGUGACACGGUAUUCGUAAUCAGAUAAUUUAAUGGUUGAGGACCUGUAAUACCAGUCGGUCAGCAGCAAUUGCUUUCAACACAACAGGGCGGGAGAAGUGACUGAAACUUUCCCUUUUUCCCUUUUACACAGGCGUAGUCCAGCCUCUGUUCAAGCUGAUACUACCUCUGAGGGCUUCGUCUCACCAUUCUGUGCUGUUUUUAAAAAAACAGCCACCCAGAACAAAGGCAGAUAACGCCCAGCUUGAACAGACAGUGUAGGAAGGACUAUAGUGUUGGCAGGCUUUACCUUUAAAAGAGGCUCACAUUGUUAAAUUGAUUGACAGACGUAUUUAUUUAUUUUUUUAUUUUAAUGAAAUUCUCUUGAGGCAGAGUCCCAGUGCUAAAUUGGGUGCACUCUCUGUGCUGUGUUCUGUCUGUUUGUAUAAUAUUCACAUUAUUUUACAGCAGGUCUCUCACUGUGAGUAAAAACUGUCCUCACAGUUCUUCACAACAGUCUGAGUAACGGCUUCUGAGAGACACCAUGGGAUCAUCCUUCCUGAAAUUCAGCCCUCAUCAUGAGUCUAUUUGAGAUAAGUGCAGCAAAAUCUGUGCAACAAUUUGCCUCUAUUUUGGACUGUCCAAGUAUCAUUCCGAUGCAGGCAGCAGUCUGCUGUUACACAGCCUGGUGCCAGCACCGAACAACCCCAUCCAAGGGUUUGCAAACCCACAGAUUAACUCCCCCAGCAGAAACUUUGGACAUCUUUUAGUUCGACUAGAUGGGGGCUGGAGAAGUAUGAAAGUGUGAAAUAGACCCAAUCUUGGUUAGACCUCAGUUUGUCUUGUUGUAGCAGCCAGUAACACUCCACAGUAAUCCAUGGGUUGGCCCGCUCAGAAGUGCCUGAGGAAAGGAGGGGCUGGCCAAGAAAAUCUCUGCUGCAAGAAGAAUGGGAGACCAUUUUCCAAGACAGCAGUAAAUAUUGGCCUUUGUGGUUUGACAACAGUCAAUGCCCUCUUUGGAAUAUGAGAGAGAAGACUUCUAUAGUCUUCCGUGAGCAUCUAUUUGGGGCGCUCAUUGACCCAAGUGAGUUAAGUCACAUCGAUUUGAGAUGCAAGACUUGACCUUAGCAAGAAGUUGCCUCUCAGAGGCCCCCCGCUGUUGGUUUGUUCGCCUUUCACAGUUAAUCCAAUUGUUGUGUUCUUCGAUUGUAGAGGAACUGAAAUUAGGAGGACCCACACACACACACACACACGCGAUGUUUGCCUCUAGUAUGUCUAUUAGCUCAGUCAAGCGUCUUGUAUGGCCAUUCACUAAUAUUUUCCUCAAAAGAAUGAAUGGUUUAUCCAACUGUAGUCGUGCAACAUUAUUUUUGUAUUACCCCGCAAUAUGCAACACCCUUUUUAUUUUCUUGACUUAUUUGAAAAAUGAUUAAGAACAAUGCCGCUUGGCUCUCAUCAUGUGAUCGACCCGAAGCAGGCAGAGGAUGGUAACUGCACAAGAUGCAUGCAUCGAUGCAUGACUUCAUGUCUUCUCAAUAUAAAUAACAAGCGUGUUCUCAGAAGAAGUUAGCAGAAAUUCUUAUGCAAAGACCUACAGUACAUAUUUUGGGGGUUUCUUGAAAAAGCGUCAUGACUUCAUGAAUUCAUCUAAUAUGCCGCGAUGGCUUUGAAAUGGUAACAAAGUUAUUAAAAUGUUUUUCACACAGCGUCUUGGCUACGUUUGAGUCAUGCGUGGAGCUGAAAAAUAUCCUAUUUGAACAUAACAGUGGAAUUUCUAUGGUCAAACUCUGAGAGCCUCUCAUUUGAUUGAAUUAUCAAAAGUUAUUCUCAUGGGAAAUAUGAAAAGAGUUCCAAACUGUCACAAAUGUGCUGGAAAUGUGUUCAAUUAAAUUAUAACAUUCUUAACUGUCCUACCAGCCAAAAGUAGAUUAACCCCUGGGUAUCGCACAAUAAAACACUUUCAAACAGUGUUAACUAUAAAAUUGAAUGACUGAAUGAUUUGUGUCACGGAUCCACCUCAUACAUUUCCUUUUCAGCACGUUUGUCACACAAGUGUAAGGGAAGUUAACCGCCCCACCACCAAAAAAUAAAACACUAUACCGUAACUUUGAUACCAGGUAACAAUGUUGCAGUUGUUACUGUCCUUUCACACCUUGUAGAGAUUGAUCCUUGUUUUGGACUAUGUGUCACAAAAUAAAAAGUGUCACAACACGCCUUUGGCCUGAGGUCUUGCAAGAUUUGCUGAGGUCUUGCGUGACAUUAGAAACAUUUGACAUUAGAGUUCCUUGUAAUGAACUUUUUGUACCGUUGCCUUCUCAUUUUAUAUCGCGAGAGCAUCAUGAGAAAAGUAUUAAUACCUAAGUAUGAAUACCUGAUCUUUGUUUCAGUACCAAUAAUAAUAUGGAAUCAUGACAUUAAUAGUUUAAUAGCUGCUUAUAAUACAGUCAAACCUCGGUUUUUGUUGAAAAUUUUCACCACAAUGUUGCCUCUGUUUGUGCAGUAUCGCACGUAACAAACUAGCCGUGUGCCGUAUCGUUCUGCGACUUCUUGAUAACCCGCCAUGGGGUCACAGAAAGAUGUGAGUACCACAAAUAAGGCAUGUCAUAAAUAAUGAUAAGGUUAGAAACACAAUUUAAUUUGAUUUCGUCAGGAUGUACGGGAAGUCUGCAAUAAAUUUCAUCUAUUCAUCAUUCAGAAGGACUUCACAUCAUUUUCUGCAUGUAAAACUAUACUUGCACUGCUAUACUCUAUUUUUUGUUAAUAUUUUGGGGUGUCUGGAACUGAUUAAUUGGUUUUACAUUAUUUCCUAGAGGAAAAAUUGCCUCAGGUUUCCUACGUUUUGGUUUUUGUCGAAACUUUUGGAGCAAUUUAGUAACGAAACCCGAGGUACCACCGUGCUUGGAAAUAUUCUCUUGGUUUCAAUUUUAAAGACCACACACUGACAGGCCUUUAUCCUUGAUGAGUCUGUCAGUAAUGAGAAAUGAUGGACGUUUGAUUUUUCCAUCACUCUUUCAAAUAACUGAUGAGAGGUGUUAAGACACGAACAGUCUUGUAAGCGGUGAUUGAUCAUAGUGAGGGUUGCAAUGUGUGCAAUGCCUCACAUGGCCCCAGUGUGAUACCAGAGGUUGCUUUCAUACUCGGAGGCCUGCGGUGUUAACAUGUCUCUCUCUAUUAUCCGCCUUUAGACAGGCAGGGAGACUGUUAUCAGCCUUUUAUUGGUUUUCGCUGCAUUAUUUUGAGAACAGCUGAAGCGCAGUGUGAAUUUUUGGCUGUCCUUUACGGCAGGAUUACAGCCUCCUUAACCUUUCAGCUGCGUUCUCCAUCAUUCUCGCUUACAUGUCCCUCCCAAGCUGUUCCCUAACCUCUCCUCUGAGAGAGAGAUUGAGAGGGAUGGAGAAGAGCAAGAGAGGGAGAGAACCAGAUAGUGAGAUCACAGACAGGAGGAGAUACAGAUCCAGGCUCACUAAAAGAGGAAAAUGGCCACCUGAGGAUUAGUGACUGAAUAUAACAGCUUCAAAUUGUCAAGACUGCAACAUUUCACAUUUUCACUAAGUCCCUUUGCACAUUCUGACCUUUCUGAUAUUUAACUGUGAAGUUCAUUUAUUGUCACAGAACCUUUUCCCUUGCAAAAGAAAGGCAUUUAACAUUCAGCCCUUCCACUGUGUAGUGAGGGAAUUGUGGAUUCAUUCAUUCAAGUCUCAUGCAGCUAUGGGUGUGUGUGCACUAGUGCAUGCUUGAGUGUCUUCAUAAACACCUCCAAGGCCAGUCCAUGACUGGAGCCACAAGCGUGAACAAAUGUUCAGCAGAAAUGGACAAAGAAAAGGUUAUUUUGAUUGGUAAAUUUAGCUUCAAAGCCUUGACAGAUGGCUCUAACAGCAAGACCCAAUGUUAUUUGUUCAGUAUCUACUGUCGCUGUGAUUGGAAUUGUCACAGACUACCUCGACUUGCCAUUAUUUUAUACAAGUACAGUAGAUGCGAGCCGUCCUCGGCUGAUUUUCCGCUUUGAACUACGAGCUAAAAUUUGGGUACGAACCCGCUAGUUAACGGUAGGUAUAGCCGAGGACAGCUAUUUGGGGGCUUAUGUCAAUAUGGCCAUGGCUGAAGAGCUAGCAGUGGUAGCAUUUGCAAGCAUUAGCAGUGCACUAGCUAGUCAUCAACACAUCGGUAAAACAUACGUACAUCAUAGCGAUCUAAUUGAUCUUAUUUCUUAUGUAUUGUGUAAAACUAUGACAGGAACAACAUCAAAUUUAAACCACGAAAUUAAUACAGACACACCAUCCACCAGUACGAGCCUGGACUUGUUUUCAGAGAGGUUGCGUACCAAACAAAUAUGCACAUUAGCACUGAAUAAGGUCAGCCAAUCUUACCUUCAUGCAUUCCCACAGAGUAUCAGCAUUUGGGACCAAACAUGAGGUGAAAGAAAAAAAGGGUACAAAUACAGUAUAGUAGUCUUAUCUGUACAGUUAGAGGGUGCGUUCAAGGACCGCGUCAGCCACAGCUUCCAUGUUGAUGUGUUAAAAAAAUAAUUUUGAAAUGUCCGGCGGGCCGGAUUGAACUCUUUAAUGGGCUGUAGUUUUCCCAUGUCUGUCCCAGGCUAAUGACCAGCUUUUGCACUGUGCGAAAAUGUUACAUUUCGCCACACUUCAUGCAACCAACAAGUCAAGUUUGUUCUAUUUGACAAAUGCGAAGUGAUUUUGUUGUACAUGGACAGUACCAGUUAUUCUCGAUGGAACCCCGGAGGCUUCCCAUGUAAAUACACUCAUUUGAUGUUUAGUAUUUCACGACUUUCAAGUUUCAAUUUCAACAAACACUGCAUAUGCUUGUCCACAGAGCUGUAUAUGUUUGGGCUUCCUAUUAAACUGCAGGUCCAUAUUUGACACAUACAGACUUUACAGACACAAUUGAAAGUGACAGAGCUGCCGCGUCGACACCUGCCAUCCAAUCUAUGCGUGUCUAAAGCACUAAUGCUCAAUAUGUUCACUGUUCUACUCCCCAUGGCAACAGUCAACAUCGGAGGAAGCCAGACUAACAGCACUGGGCAAUAAAGAAGACUGAAAGCCAUUUGUUUCAGCGGUUAUUUUGCUAAAAUAUUUUCACAGGUUCCCACAAAGCCUACUCUGACAGAUGCGAGAUCUAAAAUGUGUAAUGUCUGCUAUUUCCUACAAAAGGAGACAAUGAAUUACAGCACCUGUCAAAGCCAAAAACGGAGGCUUUAUUGUCUAAAGAAUGAUGUCAAAAUUGCUGUAGCAGUUCUCACAGCUGUGAAAUUCAGAUAUUUUAUUAUUGUUAUUGACUGUUCUUCUAUGUUUCCGUGUAAGACAUUUACACACCCACACAGUCUUAACCUCUAAAUGUACAAUCAAAACCAAUCAACUACCACAUUCUACCACCCAGUGCGACAAUUGCCAAAAAACUGGUAUGUGCAGCUAAAUGAAGUGACGCAUUUGCAAUAACCUGCAAUUUCUGUAAUUUUACCUUUCACCUUCACCUGAAAAUCCAUCCUCGAGCUGCAGUGAUAAAACCUUUUUUAUGCACACACAUUUAAUGUUAGCAUUUUAAGGCUCGUGUAGCAGCUCAUACAGCAUGUUAUGUUCAGAACUCCCACAUCACCAAGCAGAUGGACAUACACUACCAGAGCGAGACGGAGGUUUUCACUUGUUUUAAUCACUGAAAUAAUCAUGAUACUGAGCGUUAAUGUACGUUAUGAAACCCACAGUUGUAAUUACACUGUGGACAAUCCAUUCAAAUGUUAGCAAUGUAACCAUCCGUACAUACACAGCAAUCUCUUUCAUGGAUUGGCAGUGCAAUAACAUGUUUAACAGAUCCCGGACUCCGAAAGAGCUGUGCUGGUUAGUGGAUUGAGAGCCUGGAAUUUUAGUCUAUUCGCUAGUGCGCUCGAUUCUCAGUCAGUGGGGAUGUGUGGUCGCGGGUUUGAGCCAGGGCAUGUGCAGGGCAUGUCUGUCAUUCUAUGACACACCUAAGUUACGCACCUGAAUGUGCAUGUGCAAGCCCCAUCAUGUCGUGCCCUGGCCCAAAAGUGCCAGAGAUGGGGAAGUGUACUGAACUUGAGUGUGAAUCAGAGUACUCGCGCUAGCCGGACUUUAGGUGUAAGCGCGGUAGUAAUGACAUAGGAUGAGUACGAAUACGGACCUUUUAUCACUACUUGAUUAAACACCAGGGGUGUCACGAGAUGAUUAAAACGUGGUUUGGAGAAAAGAUGUCUCUACCAGGUCAGCCAGAAAGGACGUAAAAUGCAAGUGGCAGUGUUGCAGAUUAAGUGCUUUUCGCACACUAAUGCAACAAUGCAACCUACUUCUGUGUUCCUAGCGUCACUCGCUCAUGAUGUGUGUAUGUUUUUCCCAUCAGAGUUCAACAGCUGCCUCCGUGUUAAUGUCCAAGCAGAAGUAUCGUGACACCCCAUUAAAGACUGAUAGAUAAAGUGCACAACAAAGUUCGGUGGGACGCUAAUGUACACACACUUUUUUAGAGCCACCCCUUCAUCAAUACAAUACAUACUUCCACGCACAGCAAGAGCUCUGGAACCAGUCCUCUCUAGAGGGCUGGACUUUAUUCCACUCUGGCGUUGCCAGCAGUGAGAGGCGACGGGCAGGCGUAGCAAUUCUUGUUGCCAGUCGGCUCAGGUCCUGUACGUUGGAGUUUAACCCGAUGAACGAGAGGGGAGUUUCCCUUCGCCUUCGGGUGGGGGGGACGGAUCCUCACUUUUGUUUGCGCUUAUGUGCCAAACAGCAGUUCAUAGUCAGCUUUACAGUCGUAUUGCUCAAUAUAGUAGAUAUAAUCAGAGAAAAUAGGCCAUUUAAAACAUAAAUAAAACUUGUGCUAAUGUGUGUCACAGUAAAUUUGUUUCCUAGGGGGCCUUAGUGGCAGGCGGACAGAUGUGAUGUCGGGGGUUUAGAAUUGAGUUUUAGCUUGCCGUGGAUAAUGGCCCCAACAGUACCCAUGUUGCUAUUAUUACUGACACUUAGACACUUAAUCGAUGUAGAAGACUACAUUCACAAUUAGGAUGCACAUUUUGUCUUGUAUUUGUAUUUUAUUUUAUUUAGUUAGCUCAUUUAGCCAUGUUUAUACUUGAAAAAUGCAUAAUUUACUCAGAAAAUAUAUACAAAUAUGCUUAAAUAUAUAUAUUUUUUACUAAUAGUCACAUUCAACCACAUAACAGCAUUAUUUAUUAAAUAAUAUGUUAGGAUGUAACAUAUGUUAAACUGCGAUUGACAAAUUUGAACCGCGAUGUGGUGAGGGAUGACUGUACAGCUAAGUGGUUUAAAAAAAAGUGCAGUAAAGUACAAAAUAGACCUGAGCACUGCAAGUUUACAUGGUGUUCAGGUGCCCUGGAGGGCUUGCACUUACAUGCAACACAAGGAAAACAUCACAUUACCUACCACGCUGGGCACAGAGACAAGUUGCUCACAUUAGUGCGUAUACGUGAUACCCACAAUCUCGUAAUUUAUUCAGACGCAGCAAACUCUCGGGAAGCUUGGAAUCCUUGCUCUUUCUUUGGCCUUGUAGUUUAAAGCCUGUACUCUUGAGCAUGUUCAUGUCAAUUAGCAUGUAGUUAGCCAGUUUGCACAUUAUCUGCUGGCUUCCUCCGUACCAUACCUCUCUAAAGUCUCAUUAAUUGCAAAGACUGAGUUAAGAAUAGAUGCAAAGGUGCAUAUCUGAAGAGAAUACAAAUUCCCUUAAGUAGUAUUUAGAAACUCACACCCCUUUGAAAACAAUUUAAAUUUAAACACAACUGAUUUUAUGGUGAUGCUAAUGUAUAAUCCAAUGGUAUUCAUUUGUACAAUUCCAGCAUUUGUUUUAUAUCAUUCAAUUAUUGCUGCUAAAGUUGGUUUCCACUGGGAUUUCAUUAGGUUGUGUUUCUUUGUAUUGUUCAAAAGAAUAAAUAUUAAUAGUGUAUGACUCUGCUCCAACUGUAAAAAUGUCUUUCUUAAUUAGAUUGUAUUGAAUGUUUAAUUUGUUGAUUUGUUUAAUGGGUACAAAUGUUCAACUGUUACUGUUUUGUGAAAUAAUGACAAUUGUUCUACCGCUACAAAGGAGUGCUAGGGCCACAGUGAAGGAAAUUAAUGUAAUAUGAUAAGAAUAAUAAAGUGGUAAUAUUACAAGAUAUUACUGUCACAUUAAAUUGUUCAUACUGGUGAUGGUUAAUGUGCCAAAAUAUUGACAACAAUAUUUCAUUUUCUGUGUAACUUCAACCAAAGUGUAACUCGACAAGAUCCUUAACAGUCAUCACUCAUUUUAAUACAGGUACAGUAGAUCCCUGCUUUUCACAGUGGUUAUAUUCUGGGACCCCCAGCAAAUGGAGAAAAAAAACAGCAUAAAAAUGUCUACUCUAUGUAUUUAAGUAUAAAAUAUUUAUAGGUACUUCGCACUAAUGAAUGAUAAUGUAGAUCCUAGGUUCCCAUGGGGUAUGCCAAUUGUCAUAGGUGGUAUGUUAGUACAAAUUCACGUCUGAAAGCCUGACACUCAAGUGUUACGUAGUGCACUUGAAUGCCACAUCAUGUGAACAGCAGCAGUAGGGAGAACAUAGCUUCAGGUCAAAUGUCAUCAUCGCUGAUGUAGAUGAUUGAUGAACAGAUUCACAACAGUUCACAGCACACAACAGAGAUGUGUUCAAGGACCACCGAACAAAGUCUGAAAUCUUAAUGCUUGACGAACAUCAUCAGUGAAGCAUAAAGACAUAAACGUAUAUAAAUUGUGGACUUCCUAACAGUGGUAUACGGUAUGUACCGUACGCUGUACAUUUGACCUGUAUUAUCAUUUCUAAAUUGUUACUGACUUACAGUGAAUGAGAUGUGUUUUCUGCAGAAAAAAACGGCCUUUUUUCAUACAAAGGAAUACAAAUGUAAAAAGAACAAAUACUAAUCCACAAUUUUGUGAUUAUGCUGAAUCGUGAAUGAGCGGGGAUCCACCGUACUUGAUAUGUUUAUCAUCAUAAUGUUACAACUUCAUUGGCUUAGAAUUCUACUUUACCAUCCGAAGGUUUUACUGAAAUACUGUAAUAUUCGGAGGCCCUAACACUCCUUUGUGACAUGUACUUUGUCGGAUUUAAUCAAAUAAAAAUGUUGCUGUUCUUAUGCAAUCUCAAUUUCUGCCGUGGUGUUUCAUUGGAGGCAAUUUCAAUGAAAUCAACCACAGUGUUUUCAACUGUGCUGUUUUUGAAUUUGCCCUGUACUUCUCUAUGUCUCUGCCUGCUUUACCAAACAGGGGCCCAUGCAAAAAAACAGGGCGAGGAUUUAUCGGAUAACGACGGUGAUGAAGAUGAAGACAUACGAGACACCGGAGCCAAGCCUGUGAUGGUCUACAUCCAUGGGGGAUCCUACAUGGAGGGGACGGGAAACAUGAUCGACGGCAGCGUCCUAGCCAGCUACGGGAACGUCAUCGUUAUCACCCUUAACUACCGCGUUGGAGUUCUUGGCUUCCUCAGUACCGGGGACCAGGCUGCUAAAGGGAACUACGGGCUACUGGAUCAAAUCCAGGCUUUAAGGUGGAUCAGCGAGAACAUCGGCUUCUUCGGAGGAGACUCCAAUCGCAUCACUGUGUUCGGUUCUGGCAUCGGAGCUUCCUGCGUCAGCCUGCUAACCCUUUCCCACCACUCUGAAGGUCUGUUCCACCGAGCCAUCAUUCAGAGCGGCUCAGCACUCUCCAGCUGGGCGGUGAAUUACCAACCGGUCAAGUAUACGCGUCUCCUGGCUGAGAAGGUGGGCUGUAAUGUCCUGGACACGUUAGACAUGGUGGACUGCUUGAGGAAGAAGAGCUCCAGGGAACUGGUGGAGCAGGACAUACAGCCCGCCAGGUAUCACGUGGCUUUUGGACCCGUAAUCGAUGGCGAUGUAAUUCCAGAUGACCCUGAGAUUCUUAUGGAGCAGGGCGAGUUCCUCAACUAUGAUAUCAUGUUAGGGGUUAACCAAGGUGAAGGGCUGCGCUUUGUGGAGAACGUGGUGGAUUCUGAGGAUGGUGUCUCUGGAAACGACUUUGACUUUUCCGUGUCAGACUUUGUGGACAGCCUGUAUGGAUACCCGGAGGGCAAAGACACUCUGAGGGAGACCAUUAAGUUCAUGUACACAGACUGGGCUGACAAAGAGAAUCCUGAAACCAGGCGCAAGACUCUGGUGGCUCUGUUCACCGACCACCAGUGGGUGGAGCCCUCUGUGGUGACUGCCGAUCUCCAUGCUCGCUAUGGCUCACCCACCUACUUUUAUGCCUUCUACCACCACUGUCAGAGUCUCAUGAAACCUGCCUGGUCAGAUGCCGCUCAUGGGGACGAGGUGCCCUAUGUGUUUGGAAUUCCAAUGAUCGGUCCCACUGACCUUUUCCCCUGCAACUUCUCGAAGAACGAUGUCAUGCUCAGUGCUGUGGUAAUGACCUACUGGACCAACUUUGCGAAGACUGGGGAUCCCAACAAACCGGUUCCGCAGGACACAAAGUUCAUCCACACUAAGGCAAACCGUUUUGAGGAGGUGGCCUGGUCGAAGUACAACCCCCAGGACCAGCUGUACUUGCACAUUGGCCUCAAGCCGCGGGUGCGCGACCACUACCGAGCCACCAAAGUGGCCUUCUGGAAACACCUAGUGCCACACCUCUACAACCUUCACGACAUGUUCCACUACACAUCCACUACCACCAAAGUGCCCCCGCCGGAGACCACGCAGAACACCCUGUCGACUAAAAGGCCCAAUGGUAAGACCACCUGGCCCUUCAACACUAAGCGGCCCCCCAUGUCUCCGGCCUACAACAGUGAAGACAAAGACUCUUGGAGCGACGACAAGGAGUCGGGGCCCCUAGUGGUGGAGAACCCGCGGGAUUACUCUACUGAGCUAAGCGUCACCAUCGCAGUGGGAGCCUCGCUGCUCUUCCUCAAUGUACUGGCGUUCGCCGCCCUCUACUAUCGCAAGGACAAGCGGCGGCAGGAGUCGAGCCACGGGCAGCCCAGCCCGCAGCGCCAGACCAACUCCAACGACAUCGGGCACCACGCGCCCGAGGAGGAGAUCAUGUCUCUGCAGAUGAACCAGACGCACCACGAGUGCGAGGCGGGGAACAGCAACGAGGGGGCGCUGCGCUUGGCCUCGCUGCCCGACUACACGCUCACUCUGCGGCGCUCUCCGGACGACAUUCCACUCAUGACGCCCAACACCAUCACUAUGAUCCCAAAUUCCCUGGUGGGCAUGCCCAACCUACAUCCUUACAACACCUUCACGACGGGCUUCAACUCUACCGGCUUGCCGCACUCCCACUCGACCACCCGCGUAUAGCUUUAAAGAGGCCAGAUGGGGGGAUGGACGGGCGGCGAUGCUGAUGGAGAAGGAGCAAAGGGAUGAACAAAACGGAGCGGAGGAUUGUGUUUUAUAAAUACCACAGAGAUGGGGGGAAGGGAGGGAGGGGCAGGAGUCGGAUUAAAACGUGAAGAGAUUUAACGAGACUUUUACUAGGAGCGUUGUGUGAGCGAUCUCUCUGGAUGUCAAGUUGUGCAGAGCUGCCAAAAUCAAACUGCUUGCCUUUCUCCUCAUCGGGAGAGGGGCUCUUUGUGUUGUGUCCUUUUUUUUUUUCUAAAAAAAAAAAAAAAAAAAAAGCAUCAUUUUAAAAGCCUUUUUAAGCGGAC
Dunckerocampus dactyliophorus (ringed pipefish) is the source of this 20692-nucleotide messenger RNA. RefSeq names its product neuroligin-3-like. Gene Ontology annotation, biological process: modulation of chemical synaptic transmission; presynaptic membrane assembly; neuron cell-cell adhesion. Bases 18126 to 20345 code for a protein of 739 amino acids. The record is from RefSeq and is a predicted model, not a curated record. NCBI's taxonomy places the organism in Eukaryota, Metazoa, Chordata, Actinopteri, Syngnathiformes, Syngnathidae. Gene Ontology annotation, molecular function: neurexin family protein binding; signaling receptor activity. The transcript is spliced from 6 exons. Gene Ontology annotation, cellular component: cell surface; postsynaptic specialization membrane; synapse.